Molecule: messenger RNA, 1336 nt
Organism: Paraphaeosphaeria sporulosa
Lineage: Eukaryota; Fungi; Ascomycota; Dothideomycetes; Pleosporales; Didymosphaeriaceae
Product: bli-3 protein
Exons: 3
Coding region: 336-950 (204 amino acids)
Source: RefSeq, a predicted model, not a curated record
UGGUAAUAAUUGCAUCUACGAUUGCGCCUUUUGAGAGCAAGUCUCACCAUUGGAGCCCCACAUGUUCCAAGACUGCGCGCCACGAUUCCGAGAGCUUUGGCACAUUGAGUAGAUCGUGAUUACGGUACCUACCCCAGAAUAGGUGGGGUUUUUGUGGAACAUACCAAAGGAAGACUGACGUCAUUGACUGAGAGCCCAUACGUAAACGCGAACUUCGCGCUUUUGUUUGCUCUGUUCCUCGUAACAACUUCAGUCGAUUGAUCGAACAAAUCAACUCAGGCGCUUCCUAUACAUUCAAGCAAUCUUCUACUUUACCAAAAUUUCAGUCGUCAGCCAUGUCGUCUUACAGCAACGCAAACACGGGCAGCAAGGAGGCCGACCCGUAUACCGCACAGAAUAAGCAGGAGCCUUCCCUCAAGGAGAAGGUUGACGAUCUGUUCACCUUUAUCGACAGGACAAAGAUCUGUCUGUUGACUGCGCAGACGGCGCAAAGCGACUUGCUUACGUCGAGAGCUAUGGCUUUGGCGGCAAAGGAGGGCAACGGGUUUGACCUGCUGUUCCACACCAACACCGAGUCCGGCAAGACAGACGAUCUUAAGACACACCCUUCCGUCAACAUUGGCUUCAUUAACAACUCUGGCGAAUGGGCAUCGAUCUCGGGACACGCAUCCAUCGAGGUCGACCGCAACGUCAUAAGGAAGCACUACUCACCCGCGCUGAAGGCCUGGCUUGGCGAUCUCGGUGAUGGCAAGCACGAUGGUGGCCCAGAGGACCCGCGCAUUGGCAUCAUACGUGUGAAGGCUAGCACAGUCACCUAUGCUGUGUCGAACAGCACAACAUUGGGAAGCUUUGUUGAGCUGGCCAAAGGUGUUGCAACAGGCCAGCCGCCUAACGUCAACAAGUUGCGCGAGCUUACAGAGGCGGAGAUUUCUCAGUGGAAAGGCCAGUAGAAAUAAUGGCCGAGGAGAAAGGAAUCAUGAACCCAUAUUUCGGACGGAUGAAAAGAUUCAUGUGUAAUGCACUAUGAGAUCAAAUAUUUACACCCGACAGGGUUGGCGAAUUCAUGAAACUCCUAGCAUGAAUUAGCAAACUAUAGCUGAUUAGGAAUAAUUGAAUAAAUGUCACCGUAAUAGCCUCAUAUUCACUCGCGUGCUUUCAUAUCGUCUAGGUGUUUACGAUCCACCUUCCCACGUCCUAUAGCAUUCUUCGAACACCAGCUAGCAGUGCUUUCUCCGAGGAUCUAUGCUGCGAAGAAUGAGCGCACAGCUCUGGUGGACUAGUACGCUCAAUUGUAGUCCCGUCUUCGGUGUUCGCGUCCUGGGCAACAUAGACGGUG